UCCGGAGCACACGGGACCUGGAGAGACCCUCAGCUCCCCUCCACCUUCACCGAGGUCUAGCCCACCAGAUCUGGGACCUGAGCAGCCCAGAAGCCAAGGUGCCAUCGCCGUGUCUCUCCUGCCUGAAGACCCGGAUAUUUUCUCAGACUCGGGAUCAGCAUGGAGACACAUCCCUCCUUAGUGGUGAAACGGACUUACCCAGACUUGAUCAUCUACGCAGGAGAAGUGACUAUCGGAGAAGAAGGUAGAAAUAAAAUGGACUCAAGGAAGAGAAAGCUGGAAAAGACAAGAAUUACAGAGGUUGCUUGUGCUCUGUUAAACUCUGGAGGAGGAGUGAUUGCUAUGCUAAUGGCUAACAAGAGUGAUCAUCCUGUGGAGAUGGGACAGGACUUGGAAACAUCUUUGAGAAACCUUAUUCCAUCCUUUGAUUUGCAGGCUUUCUUUGAGACCAAGCAACAAGAGGACCAGUUUUACAUUUUUGUUAAAUCUUGGAGCUGCAGCCCUGAAGAUGGUUCUGCUAAGCCUCGAAUUUGCAGCCUGGGCUCUUCCCUGUACUGUAGAUUUCUCACUUCUACGGUUGCUAUGGAUUCAAGAGAAGCAUUUGAAUUUCUGAAANAAAAGAAGGCAUGUAUCAAAUGCAGUCUAACUGAUGACAGAGCUCCACCUGCUAAAAUUCCCAGAGCCACUCAACAGAACAGCCUUGAAUCAAAUCCAGCUUUUGAAAUUUUCCAAAGUAAGAAACUUGAAUAUGGCCAACGCUUACUUUUUUCUGAAUCCCCAUCUAUAGAGUUUAAACAAUUAGAUACCAAACUUGUCCAAAAAUAUAUGAAAGACAUAAUUCCAAAGUACAUCUCCGCAUUUGCAAACACCCAGGGAGGCUAUCUUUUCAUUGGAGUGGAUGAUAAGAAUAUCAUCCUGGGAUGCCCAAAAGACAAUGUUGACCGUGACUCUCUGAAGACUGUGGCAAAUAAAGCAAUNUCCAAGUUGCCAGUUUUCCAUUUUUGUUCAUCUAAAGACAAGGACAAGGUGUCUUAUGAGACCAGAGUCAUAGAUGUGUAUCGAGAAGGAAAUUUGUAUGGUUAUCUCUGUGUGAUCAAAGUAGAGCCGUUCUGCUGUGCGGUAUUCUAAGAGGCUCCCAUUUCAUGGAUGGUAGACAAGGAGAAAGGUGUCUACAGCCUGAACACUGAGGAAUGGGUACGCAUGAUGGUGGAUGUUGGCCCAGGAUCCCAGGGUACCAACCAGCUUAGUACCAACCAGUGGUUCUCAAUCAAGGUGCCAGCCAGAGAAUUGACGAAGUGGUCCUCCUCUCCACCACUUACCGAUGACGCCAGAGGGGCCCCUGCUUCCCCAGAUCCUCCAAUUGGAUUUGAAGCUUCUGAUGAUUGUGCCUUUGUCACAUGG
Messenger RNA from Mus pahari (shrew mouse), 1401 nucleotides. RefSeq names its product schlafen family member 8-like. Gene Ontology annotation, molecular function: tRNA binding. Gene Ontology annotation, biological process: defense response to virus. The record is from RefSeq and is a predicted model, not a curated record. The transcript is spliced from 3 exons. The annotation marks the transcript as partial. NCBI's taxonomy places the organism in Eukaryota, Metazoa, Chordata, Mammalia, Rodentia, Muridae.